Molecule: messenger RNA, 2140 nt
Organism: Andrographis paniculata
Lineage: Eukaryota; Viridiplantae; Streptophyta; Magnoliopsida; Lamiales; Acanthaceae
Exons: 6
Coding region: 236-2029 (597 amino acids)
Cellular component (GO): cytoplasm
Molecular function (GO): protein kinase binding
Source: RefSeq, a predicted model, not a curated record
CCUAUUAAAAACGUCACAGGCCACUCUUCAAACUCCGUCGUCCUCAACGUGCCAAGGCCAAUGUAGCUGCUCUAUAUAAAUGACGAUCGAUCAGUGAAAUGGAGAGGAUUUGUUGAACAAUUUUGUUUAUUGGUGGAAUUAGAUUGGUCAGUGUUGUGAGGAUAAACUACAGGCAGUAAUCAUUCUGGCUGAGAUAAAUAGCAAUUAGUCAUUUGGUUUCAUAAAUUUGUCGAGGAUGGUGAUGCCUGUUAAGUGUGGUUGUUCCUCUUGGUGGAGAAGGAAAGUUAAGGAAGACAAGAAAAGUACCACUCAAUGUAGUGAGAGUGUCAAGACUGUGCUACAUGUAGAGGUUAAGAAAUCUACAGAAAGUAAUAACUCGAUCCCGACUUCGCUAGCUGUUCCGGUUCCAUUUCCGUUUGUUGGGAGUUCCAGGUACAUGGUCGAGGUAACAAGCCACGACUCCAGUCCGAUUGCAGCCCACACGGAGGAGGAAGAAGAAGACGGAAAUCCGGUCCAUUUCUCCGAUGAUGACAAUAAUUUGAACGACACUAUUGUAAGCGAUCAUUUAAGUGAUCCGGGAGGUUGGAAAGCCGAGUUCUGGGCAUCCCCUGAGCUGAAGCGUUCUUGUUCUGAUCUCGCCUUGACAAGUAUGUACCAAGGACUCGAUGACGACGAAGAACUUCCAUACAAGGAAAAGAUGAGAUACACCAAAUUACACGGACCAAGAAUUCCAGUGGGCGAAGAUGCCACAAGUCCCGUCUCCAUAACAACUCGUUGCAGCGCCGAUAAUGUCAUUCUGAAGAAGCAUUCUUCGAGUCAGAUACUUCCUUCCCGGAGCCGGAAAUUGUGGUGGAAACUGUUCUUAUGGAGCCACCGGAACUUGCAUAAAAAGCCGCAACCGAUUCAAGUGAAGCCAUCCGCCCACGACCAGCAGGGCGGAUACCAUUCCGACUCUAUAGAGCCUACAAAAGCCGUGGAUUCGAGCACGUUGAGAGACAACGGCGAUGAUCACGGCCGGGGUUGGUUUUACAGAGGCUCGGAUGAAUGGCCACACAAUCAAUGGAUCGCUUUCCCGGCGAACUCUUCUUCGCCUUUAGAAAGAGUGAGCGAGUGGAUAGCCGAGAGCUCCAAACAUCCUCCAAGCCAAGGCGACGAUGAAAAUCCAAUCGAUCGUGGAAAUGAUACAUCGCUCAUAAGAGACUCGCAUCGCUCGGCUCAACUACCGGUCGAUGUUCUUCAUGCAAAUUACGUUAUCCGGUCUCUGAAUCACAACUCCUCUGUAGCUCAUAUGACUGGAAUUGGCCUAAAAGUUAUUCCCCAGAUCUCCCGUUUUGUCAGCCUUCGAGCAGUCCAUUUAUCCGGGAACUUCAUAGCUCAUAUAGCUCCAGGAUCUCUCCCAAAAGCUCUCCACAUUCUUAAUCUAUCCAAGAACAAGAUAGCCACCAUCGAAGGUCUCCGGGAGCUGACUCGCCUCCGUGUACUUGAUCUCAGUUACAAUCGUAUUUCCACCAUCGGUCAGGGGCUGUCGAACUGUGGGAUGAUCAAAGAGCUAAGUCUCGCCGGAAAUAAGAUCAGCAACGUCGAAGGACUCCACAGACUUCUGAAGCUCGCGGAGUUGGACCUGAGCUUUAACAGGAUAACGACGGCGAGAGCGUUGGGACAGCUCGUGGCUAACUACGGUUCUCUAAUAUCAGUGAACCUGUUAGGCAAUCCGAUCCAAAGCAACUCGAGCAACGAUCAGCUGCGAAGGGCCGUGUGCAGUCUUCUCCCGAAGCUAGCAUUGCUCAACCGGCAGCCGGUAAACGAUCAGAAGGCUCACGAAAUCGGGGCAGCUAAGGCUGUUCUUGGAAGCAACAACAGCAGCUGGAGUAUGCGGCGAGGAAAUUCCGGUGGCCGGAGAAGUAGCCGGCGCAGCAGCAGCCAUGGCGGAUCUUCGUCUUCUCCGGCGCUGAAGAGUAAAAGAAGGUUGAAAACUCAGGGUUCUCGCAGUGGCAUAAUGCAUCAAAGGGCAAGCCUUGAUAUCAAGUAAGAGUUGAUGUUAGAGUUUGCAACAACUUAAUCGAUUUGUAGGAACUGUUAAAUGUAAAUUGAAGUUGGUGUUUAGUUAUGUUUAUUUACAAAUAAAAUUAAUUAAUUUAAA